Messenger RNA from Symbiodinium pilosum, 1573 nucleotides. NCBI's taxonomy places the organism in Eukaryota, Dinophyceae, Suessiales, Symbiodiniaceae. The record is from the annotation of a GenBank genome assembly.
GCUCUUCAACGACGCUGCCCUGGAGACCACGAACACUCCUGGAUCCUGGGAAGCAAGAAAGUAUCCCAAGCCGCCGGCAUUUACCCCAACGGUCUGGUCCAUGCCAUUCUUCGUGCUUACGCUAAGUCCAUCCACCGGAACACGGAAGAGAUCCAUUGGGUUGACUCCAAGGAGGUGAUCCAGGUGGAUGCGCAGAAGGACCGGAACUACUUCGGGACGGACUUCCUCGACCACUACGGCACGGACAGCUUCGACGUUGAUUACGUGACAAAGCUCCCAGAGUCACUUGAAGUAUAUGCAGGCGAAGACGCACGUCCUGGCGAAGCAGCCCGAGUACCUCAACGUGACGGUUCUCCCGAAGCACACGGCAUCGACGCAAGUGUUGUCGAUGAGCUCGGAUGGCACGAGAUAGCAGGCAUUGGAUGGGCAAACGUGAUCGAGACCAACGGCGAGCUGGAACGGCCAGGAGACGAGCACGAAGCACGACGACUUCCGUGGAGGACCUCAUGGAUACGGCGAGGCGACCGGUGGCAACUGCUCGAGGACGAGGUGAACUGGCGAAAUCUACAUCAACAACCUUCUCUGGAACGUGGUCUUCGAUGUGUUUGCCUUUACAGAGCCCGUCUGGACCUUCGAGCUGACCGUCAAUUUCGGCACUUUCCCGGAAUGGCAAAGGUGACACUUCAACAAAUGCUACGACGAGCACACGAAGGACUAGGUCACCCGGAGCAAAACAGGUUCCUUCGAAUUCUUCAGAACUCCAAGGUGUCCGACGAAGUGCUGGAGGAAGCGAAGAAAUUUCGAUGCUCGACAUGCGAAGCAUAUCGCCUCCCCGCUGCAGCACGAAGAGGAGCUCCUCCGAAGGAAGAGCUGUUCAUCAAUGAGCAUGUUGGAGUGGAUACGGUGCACCUGAGGAACCACCGCAACGAGGCUGUGCCAUCCCUGAACGUCAUAGAUUUCCACACACAUCUUCAAUUGGUUAUUCCUAUGGCCUCCGAAUCUUCUUCCGAGAUUCGUAAAGCCUAUAGACAGUGGAUUCGCUAUUUUGGGGUUCCGAAGAAGGUUCUGUUUGACCUCGGCACAGAAUUCCGGGCUGAGUUUCGGAAGCAGGUGCAAAAUGACGGCAGCGAGGGGCUCAUCAGUUCACUCGAGACGCCGACUCAACGAGGCCUCACCGAACGAGCCGGUGGAGUGUUCAAGAAUAUCCUCUACCGAUCUAUGAUGGACUACAAGUGCUCGACCCAGGAAGAGUGGCUCGAGUUGGUGGACGUGGCCAUCAUGACUCGCAAUCGACUCCUUCUUCGUGCAGGCUACUCUCCAAUUCAACGAGUCAUUGGCUACAGUCCGAGGCUCCCUGGAGGUCUCCUAUCUGGAGGUGAAGCUGACCAUAUGGUGGCUGGGUUGAUCGCUGUCGGGGACGUGGACAUGCUCCGAGCUGCCAAGAUGAGGAAAGCCGCGGCCAUAGCAUUCCACGAGGCUGAUUGUGACCAAGCACUCCAAUCGGCGACUCUGUCCGGAACCAGGAAGCUCUCCGACUUCGAAGCUGGGCAAGCAGUCUUCUUCUUUCGAAGAG